Molecule: messenger RNA, 4327 nt
Organism: Microbotryum saponariae
Lineage: Eukaryota; Fungi; Basidiomycota; Microbotryomycetes; Microbotryales; Microbotryaceae
Source: the annotation of a GenBank genome assembly
AUGGCCGGCUCGACCCGUGCCAGUUCGCGUCAUCCGUCGCAACCACCCCCACCUCCCGGCACCAUCGACCCGAGCUUCCUCAUCACCCUCAACCCGACCACCUCCACCGCCCGCAUGACGAGAACGUCCUCACUCAACGCCCACAACGGCCCACCCGCGCCGACCGAGUCUCACAAGAAGGCGCGUCGCGUCGUCGACACUUCGGACGACGAGGAGUACAGCAACAAAGUUGGGCAAGGCGAUGAUGUGAUGGAGCAAGAUGAACAGAACGACGACGAGGACGAGGACGAGGACGAGGUGAAACCCAAGGCCAGGAAGGGAGCGCGAGCGGUCGUCCAAUCGGAUGACGAAGACGAUUUCAAGCUCGACCCGGCAGUCAAGAUCGCCACCACCACCGCUUCCGGUCGACGCACCUCACGCCCCGUCGUCUACGAUUCGUCGACCGACGACGAGGAAGAGAAAGAAAAGUUCAAGCAAAAGGGGGCCCUGCGUCGAGGCAGCAAGAAGAAUGGCAGUUACAAGAAGGACGAUUUUGUCGCCAGCGAAGAGGACGACAACGAUAUGUGUGAUAACGACCGUCGAUACGGCUCAUCGAAGCGCAGAACUAGGUCAAAAUUGGGUGGUAACGCGUCAUCGAACGACAGGAAAUCGUCCAAGAGCAAGCGACGCGACAGCGACGUCUCUUUCGACUCGGGCGACGUGACGAGCGAGGACGAGGAUGUCGAAGAACUCAACUUGCACGACGACGAUGAUGAUGAUUCGGACAUCCAACUGGCCAAGGCGAACCAGCCCAGGCAGCUGCGCGAGAAGGGCAAGAUCGACUACUAUCGCCCGCUGGACAUCACUGCUGCGACGAACGGUAAUUCGGGCGAUGGUAAGGGCAAGAAGAAGAAGAAGCGGACGCCUUUCAGUGAAAUGGGCAAGACAGAGUGGUCGGCACUGUACCCGGGAGGCGCAGGAGCUCCUCCGUCGGAUUCUGUAGGUCGCUUCCGCACUUGCUCACCCGAGUCCUUCAAGCGCAGCAGCCGCUGAUCCGGUCGUUUUGACUCCUUCCCUACUCGCAACUAGUCAUCCGACGAUGACGGUGCAAACCCAUUCGGAACACCACGCAAGGGCUCGGCCUUCCCCAUGGGUGCGGCAGGUGGCUUUGGCGGCAUGUUCGCUGGUGGUGCCGCUCCUCUCGAUCUCGCCGGUACACCUUCAAAUCUUGGCAAAGUCGGUGGCCCCGCUGCAUUGGCCGACACGGAUCCCUUGGGCGUGUCAUCAUCGGUCUCGUUCGACUCGGUUGGUGGACUGGGCUCACACAUCCAACAACUCAAGGAGAUGGUCUCGCUGCCGCUUCUGUACCCCGAGGUAUUCGAACGCUUCAACAUAACUCCGCCUCGAGGCGUCUUAUUUCAUGGCCCUCCUGGGACGGGGAAAACCCUGCUCGCUCGCGCUCUCGCUGCGAGUUGCAGUACCGAGGGUCGCAAAAUAUGUAGGCACUGGAGCAGCUGCAGAACUCACGCGGUACUGUACGGAGACUGAUCAGAACUCGGUCCUCUCCACCAGCGUUCUUUAUGCGCAAGGGUGCCGACUGCUUGUCAAAAUGGGUCGGAGAAGCCGAACGUCAACUGCGUCUCUUAUUCGAAGAAGCCAAAAAGUGUCAACCGAGUAUUAUAUUCUUCGACGAGAUCGAUGGUCUGGCACCCGUGCGUAGCAGCAAGCAAGAACAGAUUCAUGCCUCGAUCGUCUCGACGUUGCUCGCGCUCAUGGACGGUAUGGACGGCCGCGGGCAAGUCAUCGUGAUUGGUGCGACGAAUCGACCGGAUGCGAUUGACCCUGCACUUCGACGACCUGGCCGAUUCGAUCGCGAGUUCUACUUCCCUCUGCCGAAUCGAGAUGGCCGACGCAAGAUCAUUGACAUCCACACCUCGGGGUGGAACCCUCCGAUCGCGGACUCGUUCAAGGACGAGCUGGCGAUGCUUACCAAAGGCUACGGCGGUGCCGAUUUGAGGGCACUGUGCACCGAAGCGGCCCUCAACGCCGUGCAGAGGACGUAUCCACAGAUCUACAAGACAAACGAGCGGCUCGUCAUUGAACCUACGACGAUCGAUGUCACUGCUCGCGACUUCGUCAUCUCGCAAAAGAACCUGAUUCCCUCGUCGGCAAGGGCCACCUCAUCGGCCGCCGCGCCCUUGCCUCCGCAGCUCGUGCCCCUCCUUUCCGACUCUCUCGAGGCCGUCAAGACAGCGCUCAAGAGGGUCUUACCGGACGUCAAGAAGGCGAACGUGCUCGAGGAGGCCGAGUAUGAGGAUGACGGAGGUGGAUUCGAAAAGGAAAAGAUGCUGCAAGGUCCGUUUCUCUGUCCCAUUCCUCACAUCUUUUAGCGCGAGUCGUUUGUCUGAUCGGGCCCUAUCUUCUCUGUGCAGCCUACGAGACACUACGCAUCUUCCGACCUCGCAUGCUCAUCUGCGGCGAGACUGGGAUGGGUCAAUCCUACAUCGGUGCCGCAGCCCUUCACCAUCUCGAAGGCUUCCAUGUUCAGGGCCUCGACCUUGCCACCCUCGUGUCGGACUCGGGACGAACAAUGGAAGCUGCAUGUGUACAACUCUUUAUCGAGGCGAAACGCCACAAGCCGUCGAUCUUGUUCAUCCCGAAUCUCAUCACCUGGUGCGAGAGCGUGAGCGAUGCCGUCAAAUCAACGAUCAAGGGCUUGCUUGAGGGGCUUGAUCCAUCGGACCCGAUCUUGUUGCUCGCGAUCGUUGAUGGCAAACUCGACGAACUGCCGUCCGAUGUUCGUAGUUGGUUCGGCUUCGUCAAGAACAACCGCGUUGUACUUGGGAAACCGAGCUCGGCGCAACGCAGGACCUUUUUUAACGAUGUCAUUGACGGUGUCAGACGACCACCGAACGAGUUCCCUGAUGUGAUGCCUCGACGCAAGCGCAUCCUGGCUGAACUUCCGAUCGCCCCACCACCACCGCCACGCGAGCCCACGGCAGCAGAGGUCGAGGCGCAGACGGCAGCGGACAAGCAGUUGAUGGAUUACCUCAUCUGGCGAUUGACGCCCAUCUUGAGCGAUCUCAAAAAGACGUUCCGACGAUUCGCUCGUUCGCUCUACGACGAUUGGAUCGUCGAUGACAUGAACGAGCGACGCGUGCAGCAACAAGCCGGCAAGGAAAUCAUCGGCCACGGCAAGCAGCCUUACUUCAACGUCAACCUCGAGUCGAUGGCAGCAUGGCUCUACAAGGGGCAUUACUACACGCCCGACGAGUUCUUGGACGACAUCCUGCGCAUUCAAUACAACGCUGAGGUCAACCGUUGGACCGAAGCGGACCAGGACGCGCCGAUCAAAGCCGGGCAGAUGGUCAACCGAGCUCGAGUCAUGCUCGAUCAGAACUUUGACCCGGCUUUCAAGGCUGCUUGUGCCAAGAUGUCAGAGCGGUUGAUCGAGAAGGAGAAGAAGGGCCUUUCGAAAGCGAGGAAAACCCGCGACCCACCUCCCGCCAUCGACUUUGCUGACGGUGCAAAAGCCGCAGCAGCUGCCGCAGGCGGCCGCGUCACUGCCGAGCGACGCGUGAGCAUGAGUGGAGCUCCCAAGGAUGGCGAGGAGGAUGUUGCAGCGAGCGAGUUGCGUACGUCGACAAAACGUGCCCGCUUCGAAGAUGGUAUUCCAGGCUCGAGUGCCAUCAACGGCGGCGAAGAGUUUGAUGCCGAAGGACCCUCGAAGCGCCCUCGAGGCGUCGAUGGCAUAAUCGGAGCUCACACCGCGUUGGAUUCGACCACAUCAACUUCCUCGUCCGUUCCUAUCCUGCCUUCCGCACUCCCAGGUGGCCAGUUUGUCGGACUCGUACCAAACGGCGUAGCACCAACACCCAUCGCAGUAGGCGCCACACCCAGCCUCAACUCCGCCGAAACGCUUGCUUUCGCGAUGGCCCCUUUGGUUGGCAACGCUAUAGCCGGACCCUCGGGAGCUUCGAUAUCACCCAUUGCCCAUCCCGAAUCUGCCUCGGCUCCCGCUCCCGCUCCCGCUCCCGCCGCCCCUGCUGCUGCUGCGCCGUCGUCCCCGAUCGUCGUCGACAGUCGGACCCCUGAACCGGAGCCCCUCCCGGACUUCGUCCUUUCGUCCGACCGUGUCGAGAGCCUGUGGAACUACUUGAGCGAAGGCACCGAUGCACUCAACGUCGAUCAACUCGAACAAUUGCGAGCGGCGUGUUACGACAUCAUCUGGCAUGGCAAGACGAUGUGGCAGCGCGAUGCGAUGGUUGACGAGAUGCUUCAGAUGGCCAAGGAGUUCGUUGCAGAGGUGCAAGAGGCGAAUGAGUCCGAGUUCGGGUUCGGUGUUUAG